Molecule: messenger RNA, 1936 nt
Organism: Prinia subflava (tawny-flanked prinia)
Lineage: Eukaryota; Metazoa; Chordata; Aves; Passeriformes; Cisticolidae
Gene: TGIF1
Product: TGFB induced factor homeobox 1
Exons: 4
Coding region: 16-1440 (474 amino acids)
Biological process (GO): negative regulation of transcription by RNA polymerase II
Molecular function (GO): DNA-binding transcription repressor activity, RNA polymerase II-specific; RNA polymerase II cis-regulatory region sequence-specific DNA binding
Source: RefSeq, a predicted model, not a curated record
GCUCGCCCGACAGGGAUGAGUCAAGCUUUUAAUGAUCAAACGUCUGCCUGGAAGAAAGGCGAGGGAGCGGGAGGCACGGAGAGCUCCCCCCGCCGCUGCUGUUGUGUGUGCAUGAGCGAGCGGGUACAGGCGGACACCCCCCCGUUCCGGCCGGUCCCUCCCCUCCCGUCUGACAGAGCCUCAACACCCGCGAGGGGGAGGGAGGAGAGAGGAGGAGGAGGAGGCAGCCGCCGCCGCGAGUGCCAGUGCAGCGCACGGUUACUCUCCCGUACUCACUGCGGGGAGGUGGGGGAGGGCGGGCGCUGUGUACCUUUCUCUCCCGUGCCUUUCCUCACUUUAACAGGCCGGGGCCAAUCGCCAGCAGAAGGGAACAAAGGGAAGGGGGGAGGGAAGCCCACCCCGGCCGCACCAGAAAGCCCCCGGGGGAGGCAGAGCCUUGCGGCUCCCGCUGACAGCAGCGCGGCCGCGGACCGGGCGCCUGGCUCCGCGGCGGUGUUUCUUCUUUCUUCAUCGACCUUCUCCUCCUCCUCCUCGCCGAGCUUAAAGGGGGAGAGCAGCGUCCGGCGAAGGGAGAGAAACUUGGGUCGGUGCGUGGGGUGUCCGGCGAUCGGCUCGGUCCUCGCGAUCAAGAUGAAAAGUAAAAAAGGUGUAGUUGCAAUGUCAGGCAGUGAAACGGAGGAUGAUGACACUAUGGAUGUCCCGCUGGAUCUUUCCUCAUCUGCUGGCUCGGGCAAACGGCGGAGACGUGGCAACCUGCCCAAGGAAUCUGUGCAGAUUCUUCGGGACUGGCUCUAUGAGCACCGAUACAACGCUUAUCCUUCAGAGCAAGAAAAGGCCCUGUUAUCCCGACAAACACACCUUUCCACACUACAGGUCUGCAACUGGUUUAUCAAUGCACGCCGCAGGCUGUUACCUGACAUGCUGAGGAAGGAUGGCAAAGACCCAAAUCAGUUCACUAUCUCACGGCGAGGGACCAAGCUUCCCGAGGGCGGCCUGGUGGAGUCUGCCAUCAGCACAAAGAACUACAUUCCCCUGCUGGAGGAGACCGCCUUCCUUCCCGCCGCCGCACCGCUCGGCAAGACUGUGUCCUCUUCCAAGCCGGCCUCCCCGGGCUCGGUGCUGGCCCGGCCCUCGGUGAUCUGCCACACCACUGUGACUGCGUUGAAAGACGCCCCUUUCCACUUUUGCCAGCCGGCUGAUGUAGGCCACACCACGGACCUGCAGCAGCCCCCGGCUGGCGGCUUCACAGAUAACCCCCUCUCCUGCCACGAGGACGCAUCCAAACUGGGACCUGGUGCGAACACACAAAGCGGGCUCUUUAACACUCCUCCUCCAACACCACCAGACCUUAACCAGGAUUUUAGUGGAUUUCAGCUUCUGGUGGAUGUGGCACUCAAAAGGGCGGCAGAGAUGGAGUUGCAGGCAAAACUUAUGGCCUAAAUCCCCUUCCUUCUCCUUCCUCGUUUUGUUUUACCAGGCAGGGAUCUAACAGCUGUGUGGUUAUUGCCACCCACACGACAUCAAAAGACUUCACUGCAUUAUUAUUAUUUUUUUUUAUUAAUCUUAUUUGCACAAGGGGAUUGCUGAAAUGAAGCUUCCUGUCACUGAGAUGGUCUUCAGUGGAAUACGGUCAUUCCAAGAAUUAUAAACUUAAAGCUACUGUAGAAAGAAAGGAUUGUGUGUUUUGUUGGGAUUUUUUUUUAAUGUUUUCUUUGUAGAUUUUUCAUAAUGUGAGAUGUUUCCCAAGAUCAUGUGAUUUGUUUUGUUUCUUUCAGACUGUGCAAUAUCUAGUAAUGAUAUAGAGUCUUCUUAUCAUUCCCAUGUGGAACGGAAUAUACCGACACGCUGUCUAAAUUUUCAAUUUUUUUAACAAUACAAACUUUGGAUGAUCAUGCUUUUUUCCCAUAAUAUAAUAAAAUAUUUUCUUUAAAAGUGA